CAGAUAGCAUUCUUAAAUCGAAUCUUUGUUGUUUUUAGAUAAACAGAAUUAGUUCCUCUUCCCAAAUUUUCCCAGAUUAAAAUUAAACUGUUAUUAAACUCUUGAACAAUGUCAGCAGAAGCGUGUAGCUGUUUGAAGCAUGUGCAGCGGCUCACUCAGCAGGUCUCAGUGAUGAGGAAGGAGAUCAACAAUCUCAGGAAGCAUUUGGACAGCGCGGUGAGGGCACACAGGAAGCAGAUGCAGUCGCUGCAGUCCAUUCUGACGGACAGGCUGAGCGCUGGAACGCAGGAACGGAGGAUGAAGGUUCCAUCGUCACCGGGUUCGAGCGGAACAGAGUUAUCAUUAGAACGAGGUCACAUCCGCACGGUUCCCAUCGGCUUCAUCAGUUCCUGCUUCGCUCAGAAGAACGGAACCCCGAGGCAGCCGGGCGUCUGUGGGUCGUCCCGCGCCAGUCUGACCGUCCAGACGUCUGUGUUUAAUAAUCCCGGACACGCCCUCGCCGGCCUCCAGCAGUACUCGCAUAUCUGGUUGAUUUUUCUGUUCCAUAAAAACGGUCACAUGAGCUAUAAAGCUAAAGUGAAGCCGCCGCGCCUGAACGGACAGAAAGUGGGAGUGUAUUCCACACGCAGCCCUCACCGGCCCAACGCCAUCGGCCUGAGUCUCGCCAAACUGGAGAGCAUCACAGGUGAUGUUCUGCACCUGUCUGGCAUGGAUCUGAUCGCUGGGACCCCCGUGCUGGAUAUCAAACCCUACAUCCCCGAGUACGACUCCCCACUCACGUCCACGCCCCCCGACCCCUACACUGACCCCCAACAACAACAGGACACGGACCUUCACCCGGCGAGUCCUGAAGAACCCGAGCAGGUGGAACCAGGUGAGUUCUCGUGUCCUCCUGAAGCUGAAGAGAAGCUCACCGGCUCACUACGCUCAGAAGACGGUGCUUUGGGUGCGGUCUUAGCAGAAGUGAGGGAUUAUCUCCAACAGGGGGCGCUGUUCACAGAGAGCAGGGCUGAGGAGGGACGAGGCGCCCGGGGUGUGGCAGCAGCAGACGUGGACGAGGAGAUGAAGCGUGAGGAGCGCAGCAACGUGGCGGCGUGGAUCAGAAACCCUCCUGUAGGAACCCUGAGCGUGAGGUUCACCCCCACCGCCGAGAGAGAGCUCGCCCAGUUCAGGGGUCCUGACAGCUCAGACACAGGGCGGCCAAGGUUCCAGUUCCUAAAAGGAAGCCAGGAGGCAGCCGACGCCCUCCGGCGGGUCUUGGCGGCCGACCCCAGAUCGGUGUACCGGAGGAAGCGCUGUGCUGACCGGCUCUUCUUCUUCAGUCUGGACACGGCCGACAUCACCUGCUGGUUCGGGGAGGGGUUCGCCGAGGUGCUCCGUGUUCGGCCGGUGAUGAUGAUGAGAAGGACGGAUGAGGAAGAGCAGCUUCUCACAUCGUCCUGAGAUGAACCAUCGAUGUUAAAGACUGAACGCUCUCAUUUCAGAUGAUUUGAAUAAAGUGUUGAUGCUGACGUA
This is a messenger RNA of Trichomycterus rosablanca, 1515 nucleotides long. RefSeq names its product tRNA methyltransferase O (gene trmo). The transcript has 6 exons. Lineage: Eukaryota; Metazoa; Chordata; Actinopteri; Siluriformes; Trichomycteridae. Bases 109 to 1443 code for a protein of 444 amino acids. The record is from RefSeq and is a predicted model, not a curated record.